This is a messenger RNA of Jaculus jaculus (lesser Egyptian jerboa), 3678 nucleotides long. RefSeq names its product spliceosome associated factor 3, U4/U6 recycling protein (gene Sart3). Gene Ontology annotation, molecular function: protein binding; RNA binding. Gene Ontology annotation, biological process: RNA processing. The record is from RefSeq and is a predicted model, not a curated record. Lineage: Eukaryota; Metazoa; Chordata; Mammalia; Rodentia; Dipodidae.
CCUGCGCAAGAUGUCCACGGCGGCCGCCGCGAGCUGCGCCUCGGAGCCCGAGGCCGAAGCCCAGGCUCAGCCCCAGGCUGAGGGAGCCGAGGAUGGAAUUAAGUCGGCCAGGACGAGGAGGAAGGUGUUGUCUCGGACUGUGGCCGACUCCGCGUCCAAGGUCCCGGGGCCCGGAUGGGAGCAGCAAGAGGAAGGCGAGAGCGACGCGGAUGCGGAUGGAGAGGAGGAGGAGGAUGAGGAUGAAGAAGAUGAGGAGCUCGCCGCGGCCUCGUCGGCCGACAGCUCCCCCGAGGACUACGAGUGGGAGUACGACGAGGAGGAGGAGAAGAACCAGCUGGAGAUCGAGCGUCUGGAGGAGCAGCUGUCUAUCAACGUCUAUGACUACAACUGUCACGUGGACCUGAUCAGGCUGCUGCGGCUCGAAGGGGAGCUCACCAAAGUGAGGGUGGCCCGCCAGAAGAUGAGCGAGAUCUUCCCCCUGACCGAAGAGCUCUGGCUGGAGUGGCUGCACGACGAGAUCAACAUGGCCGUGGACGGCCUGGACCGCGAGCACGUCAACGAGCUCUUCGAGAGAGCCGUGGAGGACUACAUCUGUCCUAAUAUCUGGCUGGAGUAUGGCCAGUACUCUGUUGGUGGGAUCGGUCAGAAAGGUGGCCUUGAGAAGGUUCGCUCUGUGUUUGAAAGGGCUCUGUCGUCCGUUGGCUUGCACAUGACCAAAGGCCUGCCCAUCUGGGAGGCUUACCGAGAGUUUGAAAGUGCCAUCGUGGAAGCUGCUCGGCUUGAGAAAGUCCACAGUCUCUUUCGGCGACAGCUGGCGAUCCCACUCUAUGAUAUGGAGGCCACCUUUGCAGAGUAUGAAGAAUGGUCGGAGGAGCCCAUCCCCGAGGCAGUGGUCCAGAGCUACCACAAGGCGUUGCAGCAGCUGGAGAAGUACAAGCCCUACGAGGAAGCCCUGCUGGGAGCCGAGGCCCCGCGGCUGGCCGAGUACCAAGCGUACAUCGACUUUGAGAUGAAGACUGGUGACCCCGCCCGCGUCCAGUUGAUUUUCGAGCGGGCGCUGGUCGAGAACUGCCUCGUCCCAGACUUGUGGAUCCGUUACAGUCAGUACCUAGACCGCCAGCUGAAAGUAAAGGACUUGGUUUUGUCUGUACACAGCCGAGCUGUUAGAAACUGCCCGUGGACAGUUGCCCUGUGGAGCCGGUACCUCUUGGCAAUGGAGAGACAUGGAGUUGAUCAUCAAACUAUUUCUGUGACCUUUGAGAAAGCUCUGAAUGCCGGUUUCAUCCAGGCCACUGAUUACGUGGAGAUCUGGCAGGCAUAUCUGGAUUAUCUGAGGAGAAGGGUUGACUUCAAACAAGACUCCAGUAAAGAGCUGGAAGAGUUGCGGUCCAUGUUUACACGAGCUCUGGAGUAUUUGCAACAGGAGGUCGAAGAGCGCUUUAGCGAGAGUGGAGAUCCUAGCUGCGUGAUCAUGCAGUACUGGGCUCGGAUUGAGGCUCGACUGUGCAAUAAUAUGCAGAAAGCCCGAGAACUCUGGGAUAGCAUCAUGACCAAAGGAAAUGCCAAGUACGCCAACAUGUGGCUCGAGUAUUACAACCUGGAAAGGGCGCAUGGCGACACUCAGCACUGCCGGAAAGCUCUGCAUCGGGCCGUCCAGUGUACCAGUGACUACCCUGAGCACGUCUGCGAAGUGUUGCUCACCAUGGAGAGGACAGAAGGUACACUGGAAGACUGGGAUGUGGCUGUUCAGAAAACGGAAGCCCGGUUAGCUCGUGUUCAUGAGCAGAGGAUGAAGGCUGCGGAGAAGGAAGCAGCUCUUGUGCAGCAGGAAGAAGAGAAGGCCGAACAGCGCAAGAGGGUGAGGGCCGAGAAGAAGGCUCUGAAAAAAAAGAAAAGGGCCAGAGGCGCUGACAAACACCCGGCAGAUGAAGAAGCGGACGGGAAAGAGUGGGGCGAGGAGGAAGAAGAGCAGCCUUCCAAGCGCAGGAGGGUGGAGAACAGCGCUGCUCCCGCAGGAGCCGCUCUGGCCGUGGAGGACGACACCGGGCUCGCUGGGAAAAGCGUAACUGUGGGUGUCGCCCCCCCCUCGAAGCAGAAGGAGAAGGCGGCCUCCCUGAAGCGGGACGUGCCCAAGGUGGCCCACGACAGCAGCAAGGACAGCCUCACCGUCUUUGUCAGCAACCUCCCCUACAGCAUGGGGGAGCCGGAGGCGAAGCUCAGGCCCCUCUUUGAGGCCUGCGGGGAGGUGGCAGAGAUCCGACCCAUCUUCAGUAACCGGGGGGACUUCCGAGGCUACUGCUAUGUGGAGUUUAAAGAGGAGAAGUCGGCUCUGCAGGCCCUGGAGCUGGACCGGAAGAGUGUGGAAGGGAGGCCGAUGUUUGUCUCCCCCUGUGUGGAUAAGAGCAAAAACCCUGAUUUUAAGGUGUUCAGGUACAGCACGUCCCUGGAGAAGCACAAGCUGUUCAUCUCGGGCCUGCCCUUCUCGUGCUCUAAAGAAGAGCUUGAGGACAUCUGCAAGGCCCACGGGACUGUGAAGGGCCUGAGACUGGUCACCAACCGGGCCGGCAAGCCCAAGGGCCUGGCCUACGUGGAGUACGAAAAUGAGGCCCAGGCGUCACAGGCGGUCAUGAAGAUGGAUGGUAUGACUAUCAGAGAGAACGUCAUCAAAGUGGCAAUCAGCAACCCCCCUCAGAGGAAAGUUCCGGAGAAACCAGAAGUGAAGAAAGUCCUUGGAGGCCCCAUGGUGCCACGGCAGAUGUAUGGAGCGCGCGGGAAGGGACGGACCCAGCUCUCUCUGCUGCCCCGGGCCCUGCAGCGCCCGAAUGCUGGCGCUCCUCAGGCCAAGAACGGCCCUGCCCUGAGCCCAGCAGUCGCCGCCUCCACAGCCACUGAGGCACCCAAGAUGUCUAAUGCCGACUUUGCUAAGUUGCUUCUGAGAAAGUGAACCGGACUCUUGAGAAGAUGGGAGAUGCCUUACUUAAUGCUGGCCAGGCAGACCACCUGCCACUCUACAGCCCCUGAGGACUGAAGGCCUGGGUGCACGCCUGGGCUCCCAGAGACUACUCUGUGUAGACAAAGCACGUUCCAAGUUCAGAGGAGAAAUAACUCCCUCACAUUGAGGGCAGGAGGAGGCCGACCACGCUAUAGGCUGGCCCAGGUGGCAACAAGAUGCUACUGCAUCUUGAAGACUGAGGGUGCGGGUUUUGAGACCUGUCUGUCUCACCACUUUUGCCACCUCUGGCCCUUUUUAUACACCUUCCUCACUCUGCACAAUACAUCUGUCCAGCACUCUUAAUUUUAAAAGAUGAAGUGGAGAUGCUAGUUGCGCACCAGAGUGGCCUAUUUUAGUAAAGGGAUGGAAUGGGAAAUUGGAGAAAAAGCAUUGAUGGCUUUUGUUCAGAGAGGUUGUAUGGUUUUCUAUUAUGUAUUGGAAGAAUGACUCAUCAACCAUUGUUUUCUGUUUCCUAAAAGCAGGAUAUUUGAGACAUUUGUUUCAUAUAGGAACUCAAUGUGCCACCUGCUAUGGGCUAUUUUCUUUGCCUAGUGACUAGUAAAUUGUGCCCUUUGUCAAAACACUGAAAUUCAGUCCUUUGGUUUUGUUAAAUGCCAUGCCCAGUGCAAAGUUCAACCCCUCCCCCCCAUUUAGCUUUAUUAAAGCAAACUUCUCUUACAAAUGUC